CAGCUACAAGUCUCCGUCUUGAAAGUCACUGACAAAAGAUUGCUGAAUCCCAACAUCUCUAUAUAAUACAAUUGCAUGCGGCUGGAAUCAAGAUGUUUAACGCCCUAAACCGCUUCAUAUCAAGGCUCGAUUCCGACGCGCCAGCCCAGACGUCCACCUACAAUGCAUUUGGCUUCCAAGUCCUACGAAAUAAGAAUGCCGACCUUCCAAUUGAGCCUUGGUUUGAUUUUGUAGUUGGGAUCAAUGGGCGCAUGAUUGAGGACUCAGAUCCCAGUCUCUUCGCCCAAGAAGUCCGCAACUGCGCUGGAGGCACCGUCACUCUUGGACUCUGGAGCGCAAAGGGCCAACGAACACGCACCUUGCACGUUCCCAUCCCCUCGGACAACCCCACCCUAGGCAUAUCCCUCCAACACGCGCCCCUCUCCACCGUCGCAACAAUCUGGCACAUCCUCGACGUCCCCGCCAACUCCCCCGCCGACCUCGCCGGCCUCCUCCCCUACAGCGACUAUAUCCUCGGCACCCCUGAGGGAAUCCUGCACGGCGAAGCCGGCCUCGGUGAGCUGGUAGAAGACCACAUCGGCCGGCCCCUCAGGCUGUACGUGUACAACAACGAAUACGAUGUCACGCGCGAAGUCACCAUCCAACCGAGCCGCGACUGGGGCGGAGAGGGUGCGUUAGGCUGUGUACUUGGAUAUGGUGCGCUGCACCGCAUACCCGCGCCGCUCAGUGAGCCCGUUGCCGAGCCGGGAUCGACGCUUUUCGAUGGCGAGCCGGCACGAUUCUCGAACGAGGAGUCAAGGGCGGCUGCGCUCUCUGCCACCGGUGCCCCACCUAUCACAACCGCUCCUUCCGAGUUCCUCAUCCCCGCACAGUUGCCUGGAGCAGCUCCGCCGCCUCCAGCUUCGUCAGACAAGGCGCAUAGGAAACACGGGCGCGGACAUGAUAAAACAGUACAAGCGAAAGGAGGAGAGCUGGACGAUUAUUUUAUGGAAGGCGAGCAAAAGAGCAGAGAGUUAGACUACGUGCCGAGUGCGAAACCUACCAACACGCCGCCACCCCCGCCGCCUAAGAGUGGAGGUCCUCCGAAGGCCACGCCAGGCCCGCCUAAGGGAGGACCCCCUCUAGGAGGGCCCCCGAAGGCUGGGGAGUCGAAGGCUGGGGAGUCGAAGGCUGGGGAGUCGAAGGCUGGGGAGACGAAGGAAACCGAGAAAGAGGAAGAGGAAGAUAAACCGGUUGCUAAUUAG
Pseudogymnoascus verrucosus is the source of this 1244-nucleotide messenger RNA. RefSeq lists its product as uncharacterized. The coding region runs from base 93 to 1244 and encodes 383 amino acids. The transcript is spliced from 3 exons. The record is from RefSeq and is a predicted model, not a curated record. Gene Ontology annotation, biological process: Golgi organization. Lineage: Eukaryota; Fungi; Ascomycota; Leotiomycetes; Thelebolales; Thelebolaceae. Gene Ontology annotation, molecular function: protein binding. Gene Ontology annotation, cellular component: Golgi apparatus.